CAACCAAUCAACGCACAUGUACAGCAUAAUAUCGUUAAAUGAAGCCAGAAGUCAACAAACUUUUUCUCUCGUCACUGUAUUUCGCAUUUUGCGACUAAUUUGAACACAAUAAUCGUGGAAUCCUGGAGGGACUGAAUAGGUAAGACUGAGCAGCACACGUUACAGGGCGACGAGCCACUCUCCGACACUAAACGCCUCUCGCUCACUCUUCUCUUUCUGGAACGGGGUACCACACGCUUCUUUAUUUUCUUAUUUGCAGCCCAAACCGCCCCUUUACUAAGAACUCUCUCUUUUUGCUACUUUGUUUACUGGUAUUGAAUGAGGACCAAUUUACGCGUUGUAAUAUCAAUUAAUUAAUACAAGAAACGUGUCUGGAGAAGUCACCGCAGCACCGGAGCAAACAUCCAUCUUUCCACCGCCGCUCCUUCACCACCUCUGGCCAUUAUACUGUUGGAACUACUACGCUACUGUGUUAAAAUGACAGCAAAGCACCGAGGGAAGAAGAACAAACACAAACACGAAGACUUUAACCAUUUGAUUAAUGAAUAUUCAGAACCGGAAGCGCGAGGUGGAAACCAGAAUGUGAUAUUGUUAAUUUCAUUCCUUAUGAUUGUGAUCGGAGGUGCCACCGGGACAUGGUUCUGUUUCCAGCAGCACCAAAGUAUAACCUACUUAGCAGACAACUUCAUGGGCAUGCAGAUGAAGAUGGUGACGCUUCAGUCCUUCCAGGAAGAAAUUCGACAGACAAAUGAAAAGUACUAUGGAAAUCUCUUGCAGUCGCAGCACAGUACCAGUGACUUCGAGCUUCGCCUCAACACCCUGGAAGAGUCUUACACGCUGGCCCAGAAGCAAGUAGUCAUGGCCCUGGCCAUGGCUGAGCAGCUAAAGACUUUAGACCUGCCCGCCCAGGUCCUCUCCCUCCACACAGAGAUGAAUGCCCAGCUAGCUGAGAUACAGCAGGCCACUGUGUCCACGGAGCAGCUGACUCAGCUGCAGGCCAUGCUGAAGGGGAAGAGCGAGGAGUUUGAGGCUGUCCGGCUGCAGGUGGAGGGCCUGGCGGGGUUGAGCACAGAGCUGGCCCAGAGCGUGGAGGGCCUGACAGGGAGCCUGGCCGAGAGGGCAGGGCUGCUGGGCACCCUGAGUGCCACCAUGGAGGGCCAGGCAUCAGACCUCCUGGGGGUGAAGGAACAGCUGUCUGCCAACAAGGCUCAACUGGAGGCCAGUACAGCGGAGAUCACAAGUGUCAGAGAACUGAUCGGGACAGUGCAGUCUCAGAGUGCCCAGCAGGCCAGAAAGGGGCAGCUGGUGACAGUACAACAAUGUCUGCAGGAGCAGAACUCAGUGGCUCACAGUCUGCACUCUGAGCUCCACGCUCAGCUGGAGGUCGUGCAGAAACAGGUCGCCCGGCUGGAAGGAGGGGGUCAAGCAGAUGAGCCCUCAGAGGAGGUGGAGGAAGAGGCUGCUUCUGCGAAAGAGGAGCAGGCUGCUCCUGCUGAGGAUGUGGGAGAGAAGGAGGCGGCUCACUUAGAUGGGAAGUCUGUUGUACAGGAGGAUUCGGCUGUCACAGAGGAACAGACUGCUUCUGCAGAGGAGGAGGGGGUGGAGGAGGAGCAGGCAGAAGAAGAGGAUUCUGAAGUAGAAGAUGAGCAAGAGCAGGAGCAGGCCGUGGAGGAAGAGGAGGAACAACUGGAAGAAGAUGAGGCCUCUACUGAGGAGGAAUUGUGAAUGUAAGCAGCAAUGACAGCCACCACACUCACAGAGGAUAAUGAACAUGUUCAGUCUGCAUCGUGACAAAUGGGAAGGCAUUGCUGAUGUUGAGGUGCAAUAAACAUUUUGUUUGUCUCUCCAAGGGAAAUGGCUGGUCAAUAGAAUCCACACAACUCUCUGGAAUCAGUAUUGAUACCUCAAUGAAUGUGUGUUUGAGAAAGCUACCUGGUCAGGCAAUGGUUAAUACUAUUCAGGACUCACCUGCCAAUACCAACCUCAAGAAGCCUUCAUCUAUUUUAAGAACACACCUGUAUUUCUAUAGAUUAUUUUCUGUACACCAAACUGUCACACUUUUUCUGCAAGCUCAGUUCUAGCCGUCAGAGUUCAAUGUGACAGGGAGAAAAUGAAAAGCCAACAGAAAAAACACUCAUUCACUCACACACUGUCACACACAAUCAAACAAAGACAAAAUGUGCCUGUCUUGUUGACAUGAGAUGGGCUUUCCUUUUGUCAUUGUCUGAAAUGUGUCUUGGGAUUUUGAUUGGAAUAAGGGAUACGGAACUAAAGUUACUGAACGUAAGUUACUGUAUCCUAUUUGUUUAUACUGUCAAAACCGCUUACUACAGGAAUAGUAUGGGGGGGGUAGCAAGGGCCAUAUCUAUGAAAUUCUCAAAUGUUCAUGCAGCUUCACUAAAGAUUAUAUUAGUCUAGUAGUUGUAUUUUUGUUUCACUUUUCUUUUGACUUUUGUCUGUACGCAAAGUGCACUGUUACUGCCAAGGCAUGGGUUCGUCUUCUGUCUCUCACAACGUACUGCUCAUCUCAGAUCUCUGUGAUGCAUCUUUAAUCAAAUAAACCCUGGUUCCUCCGUUAUUUUUAAA
Oncorhynchus gorbuscha (pink salmon) is the source of this 2586-nucleotide messenger RNA. RefSeq names its product neurofilament light polypeptide-like. The record is from RefSeq and is a predicted model, not a curated record. NCBI's taxonomy places the organism in Eukaryota, Metazoa, Chordata, Actinopteri, Salmoniformes, Salmonidae. The transcript has 6 exons. Bases 478 to 1725 code for a protein of 415 amino acids.